CAGCCGAUGUUCAAUUCUGUUUUUCCUCCUUGUCUUGCGGUUUCUGUUAUCCUCUCUCGUCAUAUUCAGGUCGUACUGUGUGGACGAGCACUAGAGCGAACAACAUUCCUGAAAGAUCUUCUUUCGCUCAUUGCCUUUAUCGAAAAUCGCCCAUCUUCCUCAUCGCCCGCAACCGAUGCCAAGGGAGACACUCCACUGGUUCGUAAUACACCUGAAAUCGGAUCGUUCUAUGUUUGGUGCAAAAACUGCCACGACAUCAACCGGGCCAAAUUGCGAGUUUACUGCAGCGCAUGUAAUUCCUCUGCUGUACUGGUAAAGAAGGAGCCAUCAUGUUGGAGAGAUGUUAUGAAGAGCCGCCAGAUUGAGGUUAACUGUGCCGACUGUAAUGACGCGUCCUACGCCGUAUUCUAUUUCAAGUGCAUCACAUGUAAUGAGAUAGGAGCCGUACUUUCUCACAUUCGUGGUAAUUGGGAGCAUGCUGAAUGCAGCGUCUGCUUAGAUGAACACACCACGUACCUUUUCGAUCUCGGCUGUCAUCAUAUGGUUUGCCGACAGUGCAUGUAUGAAUGCUUGGCUUUCGCUCUCAAAGAAUCUCGCUUCGUUUUUCGUCCCCCAUUUGGCUACACCAUCACCUGCCCAUAUCCAGGUUGUGAAAGGUGUGUCACCGAUGUGCACCAUUUUCGGAUACUGGGUGACGAAAAAUACCAGUUAUAUCAGAAAAUCGCUGCUGAAAAACUUGUUGAACUGGACGACAGAGGCGUAUUCUGCCCUUAUCCUGAUUGUAAUUCAUCGUUUUUCUGGGAAACGGAAGAUGACGAUGGUAAAACAUCGUGCCCUGAUUGUCUUCGCCUUUUUUGCAGGUACAAAAAUCAUUUUAGGAAAUGCCCUGGCUGCAGGGUGAACACCGAACGGAACGAAGGUUGUACUCAUAUCCACUGUACAAAUUGCGGAAUGGACUGGUGUUUCAUUUGCGUUGCGCCAUGGACCGAAGAUUGUCAAUGGAAUCAUUGGUUUGAUUGA
Molecule: messenger RNA, 1020 nt
Organism: Haemonchus placei
Lineage: Eukaryota; Metazoa; Nematoda; Chromadorea; Rhabditida; Trichostrongylidae
Source: the annotation of a GenBank genome assembly